AUGAGGAAGGCUCUCAGUUGUCAACAUGUCCUCCAUAAAAAAGUUGGGGACACAGUGGCGUUGUCAUCGUGUUUACCAGCUGAAGGAGUCACUGCAGCAAAGUGGAGAUAUGGAGGGUCAUUCAUUGCAGACAAAGAUAAUACUGCUGAAGAAAAACAAUUCAAGGGCAGAUUAGAACUGAACCCUACAAACUUCAGUUUAACAGUGAGAGAGCUGACUCUGCAGGAUUCUGGUGAAUUCAGUUUUAUGUCAGAAGUAAGAACACAAAGGGUCACAGUCACAGUCACUCUGAAAGUUCAUGGUAAGACAUGUCUUUUGACUUUUAAAGAAAAUGUUCCCAGUAAACAUCGUAAACUUUGUAUUAAAGCAUUGAUCAAAAAUCUGUCCAAAUUGAAACUCCACUUUUCAUUCUUACACACAAUAUAUAUUAUCUCCAACAUUGGUGUCUUAAGUCUCUCUCUCUCUCUCUCUCUCUCUCUCUCUAGAUUCAAUAACAAAACACUUUGCUCUUCUCUCUUUUCUCUUUCAAUUUCCUUGUCAGAUUCAAUAACAAAACAGCCUAACCUGACUGAAAACUCCACCUGGCAGACCUCCACCAACUCCUGCAUGGUCUUGCUCCAGUGCAGUGUGAACUCUGACAUCGAUGUCAGCUACAACUGGACUGUAGGGAAUGAAAUCAGAAAUGGCCCCAGGCUGCAAUACAACCUCGAGACACAAGAUGGAGACACGGAGUUCACCUGCACAAUUUACAAUCCAGUCAACGAGAUGUCGGCAUCCACAACAGUGAAGUGUAACAGUGACCUGCAAGAGCAAGGUAAAUGCAGAGAAGAGGAAAUGAUUGCCUGACUUGUAUCUUCUGGUGCAGAGGGUGUAUAAAGUACCUUUUUUUUAUUGGUGUUGCUUCUGUUGAGUCAAAUUCUCUGAGGAUGUUUAUAGUUUAUUUUGGUCACAGAGUUAGUUUUAGUAAUUUUACUUAAUAUCAAAUGCACUUUGUUCAUUAAUAAAGUCUUUAAUACAAAGAUACAUAACUUUACUCUGAGGAUAUGAAAUAAGAAAAUUGUUAUCCAACCUUUAACAGAAACAAACAUCCAUUUUGUUUUAUGAAAAAGGAACAUAAGUAGGGAUGUUUUUUUCUGACAUUGUAGUUUUUUAAAAUGACAGCGAGUCAUUUAGGGUGUUUAUUUUCUCUGUGGAGCCUGUACUUCACUGAAAGAGCUUCUAGCUAACAUCCCACCUGUACUAGUGUGAGCCCGUUGUGACCAGCUUCGUAAUGCUGGUGAAGAAAAACCUAGGCCGUGUUGUUAUGAUAAUGCGU
Labrus mixtus (cuckoo wrasse) is the source of this 1315-nucleotide messenger RNA. RefSeq lists its product as uncharacterized. The transcript is spliced from 3 exons. Bases 1 to 846 code for a protein of 281 amino acids. NCBI's taxonomy places the organism in Eukaryota, Metazoa, Chordata, Actinopteri, Labriformes, Labridae. The record is from RefSeq and is a predicted model, not a curated record.